GGUAUGAUAAAAAUACAUUAGCCAGAGAGAUAGGAGCAAGAAAAUGUGGCAAAAUAUUAAGAACCAGUAAAGCCAGAAAUCUAUUUGGACAUUCAUCAUACUAUCUUUAAAUUUUCUGGUAUAACCUUUUCCAGCAGUCUUCCUCCCUUUUUUCUUUUUGAGGUAAAGUCUUAAUCUACUGUUAAUUUCUUUUUUUAUAUGGAAUUUGACACAUCUUCUAAACUGUGACAGUACAUUUAUUAGGAUUAUAUAUAUUUUCACAAUGUUACAAAAGGGAGGCAGGGAGACUAUCAUAAGGCUAUAACCUAUUAACAAAUAUAGCACAGUUUCCUUUUGAAAACUCUGUAAUUUGAAAUAAAAAUACCUCACUUUGAAGUAUUAAAAAAAUAAGAUGCAGAAGGCAUUAUCCUACUAAGGGAGGGUUCUUUCCACGAUUCCAUGCUAAAGAAUGUGGGUUUCUACACCUCUCCACUCUCCAACACACUCCUUGUGCUGAGUAAGCUAGCCUUUCCAAGUCGUAUUCUGUGAUAGCCCAGGUGACCACAAGAUGACCUAGAUAUUUGAACCCUGGAAAUUUCCUCAUUUUCUUAAGAUUCUGCUACUUUUACUGAAAAUGAAACCACAGCAACGUGAAAAGAAAUUCAUUUCCUGUGAUCUAUUUUUCUUUUUUAGCCAGAAGAGCCCCUGUAGUAAAAACACUUAUUUCCAAUAAUUGUCAGUAAACAACAAAAGUACAAAAUUCCUGAAUCUUGGCUUGGUUAAGACACUUCUAUUUAUAUUAUACAUCUUUAGUAAAAUGUUUCUUUGAUUUAUGAAAUAAUUAAUAGAAUUUUACAAUUGGAACAGACCUCAGGAGCACUCUUACCUAGUCCACACCUCAUGUUAUAGUUCAGGAAACUAAAGCUCAGAAAUGAAGUGACAUUAUGACUGCCUGUCUUACUGUUAACUGGACAGUAGUCAGCAUAAACUAAUUAAUUAGAUGCUAUAAUAAGUUUCUAUCAUAUAUUACUUACAAAUGGCCCAACAUUAAUGUGGCCUAACUUGGUGCCUUGUUUGCUCUCAGUGGUCCUGAUAAAUUGCAAAGGUGGAUAAUAUAAACACAAAGGGAUUAUGUCCCUCAUGGGAUGGAUUCCUUUCAUUUUAUGAACCAUGAAGUUCACUCCUUGAAUACCUUUCUGUGUCCUGUCUUAACGAGGCUCCAGUUGUCUUAUUACUUACAUUUAGAUGCCAUGUAGCAUUUUUAACAAUGCUAAACCUGAGAUUUCCUCCCCCAAAGUGAAACUACUUUAUGACUUAAGUGUUUCCUGUUCAAUUAAUACAUAUGUGCAGUUACAUUAUAAAAAUAUGUAAUAUAUAACAUAUACUGAGUGUUUCAGUACUGAUCACCUAAGAUUAAAGUUAAUACACUUUUAUUUGCUACCAUUAUCAGAAAAAUAUGGGAAAUGUAGUAUGCCAGGUAUACCGUAAGCAGUGUGUAAAUAUUAAUUUAAUUAAACCUUAUGACAAUAACCCUAAAGGAGGAUGUUAUCCCUAUUUUCAAGUUGAAAAGUCAUGGUAAGAAUUGUGCACUGGGGAAAUCGGUAUUUUGAGAAACUUUUAGUAAAUUAACAUGAAACUUCUCAGUCAAGAAUCACUGAUAAAUUAGCUGCUUUUAUCACCUUUGUCAUUUGAAUAGUCAGGGAAGGUUUUGUGGACUUAAAUCUAUUAUUAAGUCUAUUUAUAGGGCUGAAAUAGAGCCUAUUUUUGAAAAAGCAAUAACAUUUUCAAGUUAAAAAGUUAGUGACUUUUGUUUUGAUGUUUGCUAAGCUGAUAAAUAGUGCACUGCUGAUCUCUUAGGCUGUAGGGCAUAUCAACUCUUGAAGACUUUUAACCUUUUGGUAUGCAGUUUUUCUUCCGAUAGUAAAAGUAAUAAGCCUUGUCUCACAGGAUCUUUACAAGAUUCCUGUAUAUUGCAUAGGAUGGAAAACAGCCAUGUGCUUCAUACUGGGUAUGAAUCAUAGAAAUAAGUGGUUAGAAUUUUAAAAACACACUUGUCUACUUAUUUGAUGUUUUAACCAGCAGACACAAUUGCUUUUAUGUUUUCUUCAUUUUAUUUUGUGUGUCUGCUCCUAGUUAUUGACUGUUAAGGUUUUUUUUUUUAUUUGGUUUCAGUUGAUUCCUUUUCUUGUAAGUCUGCCACUUGAGCUCAUCUAGACAGCAAGCAUCUGACACAAGGCAGGAUUGUUCUCUGAUCUCUGUUCUUUGCUGUCUCCAUCUGUUGGUGUGAAGAAGUAAUGCUCUUGCCAGAAUAAGCAAGCUCAUUUCAAUUUUAGCAAAAACAAAUGAACAAAUAAGGAAUUAUGCUCUUAAUGCAUUUUCUUUGUGACAAUUAAGUCAGCUUGAAGAUGUAAAACUAUCAUGGCAUGUCAGCUUUUGUAGGCAGAUUGUAUUUUAUACACUUUGUGUUAGUGAUGCUAAAAGUGUCAAAGAGAGUUAUUAAAAAGGUGAUAUAUUAACUAUGCAUAGAUUCUUUACAUUUUGUUUUUAGGGAAACAAAUACGGUUAUCUAAACUUGUUUCAUCUGUGAGGUCAGGAAUCUGCAAAAAAUUUUCAGAGCGAGAAAUCUCAAAAAUCCUGACAGUCUUUGCACAUUCACAGUUUCAUGGGCUUUUGCAUCAUUGCUUCUGAAUUGCUAAUGAAGAGCUCAAUAUAGCUUCUGAUGCAUUUCAGAUACUCUGGGUGGUGACUGGCUAGAGUGUUACUGACAUCACAACAUACAGCUGUUGACUUUCUAUUGUCUCUGAGUCCUCGGCAAGUGCUUUAGACUGCACUAGCAGCGCUCUCCCAAUGCCUGGCUAAUCAGCUGGCUGUGUGUGCGGUGAGCUCUGUAGAGGAGCAAUGCAGAGCGUCAGUUUACAGAUACUAUGGAAAGUAUAUCUUCAUUCACUCUGUAUCAUGAAGCAAACACCAAUACAAUGAAGGCCACUGAAAGGUAUGAUAUAUUUGAUUCACGACAGUCCAUUUCAGCCCAGGAAUCUACAGUGGUGACAAGGACAUGGGACUCCUCCUGCCAGAUUCCAGAUGGUUCAAUACACUUGACACCCUGGCUGACAACUGUGAAAAAGAACCUUGGAUUACUUUAUUUUAUUUUUGUGGGACACCACAAUCCCAAUUCCAUAGGACACAUCAGGAAGAUACUCCUGAAAUCCUUUUUAGAAAAAAAGGCUUCAAGUUCCCUGUAGAAUUCUAAAAUAACCUUUGCUGAUGAGGAUGUCUGAUACUGUUACUGUAAAAAAUGAAACUGAAACAAUGAAGGAUUUGGAGGCAGAAGUGAAAGAUAAAACCAGAGUUGAAAAUCUUAUCAAAUCAGAAAACUAUGGGAAGAUUUUGGCAGAGAAGAAUGAACGUUGUAUUGACAACAAUAUUGAUUUGCAGCGGCCUUUGCAAUCCUUUGGACAGACAGGAAAAAGGUCUAAGUCGAGCUCAAAGUUAAAGCUAGUUCGGAGCCUUGCAGUGUGUGAAGAAUCUCCACCACCCCCUACAGCAGAGAUAUCACAGGAGAACCAGGAGAAAAUUCAGAUCCAGUUAACGCAAUCAUUUGAAAAAGAGGAGAAGCCCUCAAAAGAUGAAGCAGAAAAAGAAAAAGCCAGUGAUAAGUUACCCAGAAAAAUGUUAUCAAGAGAUUCCAGUCAAGAAUACACUGAUUCAACUGGCAUAGAUCUACAUGAAUUUUUAGUAAAUACAUUAAAAAACAAUCCCAGGGACAGAAUGAUGCUGUUGAAAUUGGAACAAGAAAUUUUAGAUUUCAUUGGUAAUAAUGAGUCUCCACGUAAAAAAUUUCCCCCAAUGACAUCUUACCAUAGGAUGCUAUUACACAGAGUAGCUGCUUACUUUGGAUUAGACCACAAUGUUGAUCAGAGCGGGAAGUCUGUCAUAGUAAACAAAACUAGCAAUACAAGAAUACCUGAUCAGAAAUUCAAUGAACAUAUUAAGGAUGAUAAAGGUGAAGACUUUCAGAAACGAUAUAUCCUCAAGAGAGACAACUCCAGCUUUGACAAAGAUGAUAACCAGAUGAGAAUACGUUUGAAAGAUGACAGAAGGAGCAAAUCUAUAGAAGAAAGAGAAGAGGAGUACCAGAGAGCCAGAGACCGAAUAUUUUCCCAAGAUUCCCUGUGUUCCCAAGAGAAUUAUAUUAUUGACAAAAGAAUCCAAGACGAGGAUGCUAGUAGUACCCAGCAGAGGCGUCAGAUAUUUAGAGUUAAUAAAGAUGCUUCAGGGAGAUCAACAAAUAGCCAUCAAAGCAGCACUGAGAAUGAACUGAAGUAUUCUGAACCACGACCCUGGAGCAGUACAGAUUCAGACAGUUCCCUCCGAAACUUCAAGCCUGCUGUUACCAAAGCCAGCAGCUUCAGUGGAAUCUCGGUCCUGACAAGAGGUGAUAGUUCUGGGAGCAGCAAAAGCAUAGGCAGGCUUUCAAAAACAGGUUCUGAGUCUUCUGGUAGUGUAGGGUCAUCUACGGGCUCUCUUUCUCACAUCCAGCAGCCUCUUCCAGGUACAGCUCUCAGCCAGUCUUCUCAUGGCGCACCUGUCGUCUAUCCAACUGUCAGCACUCAUAGCUCUCUUUCCUUUGAUGGUGGCCUAAAUGGGCAAGUCGCAUCUCCUAGCACUAGCUUCUUUUUGCUUCCCUUGGAAGCGGCAGGCAUACCACCUGGCAGUAUUCUGAUCAACCCACAAACAGGUCAGCCCUUCAUAAACCCAGAUGGAAGUCCAGUUGUGUAUAAUCCUCCUAUGACUCAACAACCUGUUAGAACCCAAGUGCCUGGACCUCCACAGCCACCUCUGCCACCCCCACCACCUCAACAACAAGCAGCUAAUCACAUUUUCUCACAGCCUGUUCGUCCUCUGCAGUCCUCUUCACAGCCUGUUCAGUACUCUACAGCCCCUUACCCAUCCCCGCUCCUGCCAGUCUCACCCACCCAGCAAUACUCCGUGCAGGACAACCUUGGGUCUCAGUUUAGCCACAUGAGUCUUGCCCGCCAGCCAUCUGCAGAUGGUUCUGACCCUCAUGCCACCAUGUUCCAGUCCACUGUUGUUCUUCAGUCCCCACAGCAGUCUGGUUAUAUCAUGACGGCAGCCCCUCCACCACCACCGCCACCACCACCUCCUCCCCCUCCUCUGCCACCUGGGCAGCCAGUCCCUUCUGCUGGCUAUGCUGCCUCUGGCCAUCCUGUCAGCCAGCCUGUGCUUCAGCAGCAGGGAUAUAUUCAGCAGCCCUCACCACAGAUGCCAGCCUGUUACUGUGCUCCAGGCCACUAUCACUCUGGUCAACCUCAGUAUCGCCCAAUCCCUUCUGUCCAUUACAAUUCACAUCUAAACCAACCACUGCCACAGCCUGCACAGCAGACAGGUUAUCAAGUUAUACCCAACCACCAGCAAAACUACCAAGGACUAGUUGGAGUUCAGCAACCCCAGAGUCAGAGUCUAGUUGGUGGCCAGCCCAACAGCAUUGGAAAUCAGAUCCAAGGAGUAGUCAUCCCAUAUCCUUCAGUGCCAUCAUACCAGGUUUCACUGCCUCAAAGUUCUCAAGGAAUUGCCCAUCAGACUUAUCAGCAGCCUGUUAUGUUCCCUAAUCAGUCUAAUCAAGGAUCUAUGCCCACAACAGGAAUGCCGGUUUACUAUAGUGUCAUUCCUCCUGGUCAGCAAAGUAAUUUAAGUUCAUCAGUAGGUUACUUGCAACAUCCAGGAUCAGAACAAGUACAGUUUCCUCGAACUACUUCACCAUGCAAUUCCCAGCAGCUUCAAAGCCACCAGUGUGCAGCUGUGCCACCUCCGCCCCCUGGUGGAGGAAUGGUGAUGAUGCAGCUCAAUGUACCAAACAAUCCACAAUCUCGGGCCCACUCACCCCCACAGUGGAAACAAAACAAAUAUUACUGUGAUCACCAGAGAGGACAGAAGUGUGUGGAAUUUAGCAAUGUAGACAAUAUUGUUCAGCACAGCCCUCAACUCAGUAGUCCCAUUGUUUCACCAGCUCAGUCGCCAGCACCAGCGCAGCUGACCACCCUGAAAACUGUCCGUCCUUCUGGACCACCCCUUUCCAUCAUACCUCAGUUUUCUAGACCUUUUGUUCCAGGGCAAGGAGAUGCCAGAUAUCCAUUACUUGGCCAGCCUCUGCAGUACAACCCUCCUGCUGUUCUGCACGGACACAUUCCAACCCAACAGGGUCAGUCUGGCAACAGGCAUGGAAAUCGAGGAAGGAAACAAGCUAAAAAAGCUGCAUCCACUGACCUUGGUGCAGGAGAGCCAGUUGUUGGGAAGGUCUUGGAAAUUACUGAACUCCCUGAUGGAAUAACUCGCAUGGAAGCCGAGAAGCUUUUUGGGGAACUCUUUAAAAUUGGUGCCAAGAUCCGGUGGCUCCGAGACCCUCAAUCCCAGCCCCAGCUGCGUCGUCACCCCCUCUGCUGUGGCAGCGGGGACAACACUGUCAAUCCUGAACGCUCUAAACCCAGUGACUUGGCCUCCACUUACACCGUCUUAGCCACAUUCCCCUCCAUUUCAGCUGCACAGAAUGCAUUGAAGAAACAAAUUAACUCAGUUAACAAGUUUAAGCUGAGAACGAGCAAGAAGCACUAUGACUUCCACAUUCUGGAAAGGGCGAGUUCUCAGUAACAGAGCCACCUUGGACCCUUGGCCUUUAUGAUUCCCCUGUCCUCACCCAUCUUUAAUUGGCUUGGUUUUUGGAGCUUCUGUUAACAUGAUAGAGACUCCUAGGACGUGUGGUCAUGGCGUUAUAGCUUUUGAAGACAGGCCAGUGAUCCAGCAAAGGGGGGAAAUUACACAUUUCUCUCCAAAUGACUGUAGGAAUCCACAUCGGAAUGAUACAGAGUUAGCAGCUUUUUCCGAGGAAAUGCUGUUCAAAUGCCUCCUAACUUUUAUAGUUAUUUUGUUUUAUAUUUCUGAAUUCUUGUAUCAGAUCCAGAGCUCUAUUGUACAGCAAAUUAUUCUUCAAAAUGAUUACAACCAGUUGCAACCUGUAUUUCUUUUUUGCAGCCAGCACAAUGUGACCCAACAGAGAAUCUGGGGGAAAAAGAAUGCAGGAAUGGAAUAACCAAGUCAAAACCAUGUACUAUCUUCUUGGGGGGCUGGACGGUGACUGAGGAGAGCCCACAAAUAGACCAUUACUCUUUCCCUGUAUCUCUAAACACAGAAACAAUUUCCAAAAAAUACAGAACUCCCUCAUAGGGUCCUUUCCUUAUUCAUUUAGGUAGUAUGAACAUUAAGUGUAAAGCAAAUUAUGUUCUUAACACUUUUUAAUCAAACCACUUAGAUUCAAGGGGGAAUAGGAAUCAUUUUAGGCAGGAAAAUACUUCCACUUUUUUAUUUUUUUAAGUGUCCCUCUGAUAACUAAAUGCCACUUAUUUGCAUUCCCCUCGUGAAUAUUUUGUCACCUAAGGAAAUGCAUUUGAUGAGUGCUGGAAACUUCUUAAGUGGUUUAAAAUCUGUUUUCAUUGUUUGCAGCGGAUCACUGGACAUCAAAGAUUCAUUGCACUUAUGAACAAGGAACCUUUUUUUCAUUUUCUGUGUAAUUUGCAAGGCUGUACAAUGUGUGCUGAUGCAAGCCUUUUUCAGUUCAAGAGAAUAAAUGUUUACAAAUACAGA
Messenger RNA from Acinonyx jubatus (cheetah), 7635 nucleotides. RefSeq names its product R3H domain containing 1 (gene R3HDM1). The coding region runs from base 3244 to 6645 and encodes 1133 amino acids. The record is from RefSeq and is a predicted model, not a curated record. The transcript has 28 exons. Gene Ontology annotation, molecular function: nucleic acid binding. NCBI's taxonomy places the organism in Eukaryota, Metazoa, Chordata, Mammalia, Carnivora, Felidae.